Molecule: messenger RNA, 2859 nt
Organism: Pleuronectes platessa (European plaice)
Lineage: Eukaryota; Metazoa; Chordata; Actinopteri; Pleuronectiformes; Pleuronectidae
Exons: 6
Coding region: 228-1121 (297 amino acids)
Source: RefSeq, a predicted model, not a curated record
GCCUCGCUUGCUGUAAUGGCUCAAUUUCUUUGUGGGUGUAAAAAUAAUUUCUUAUCGUGUCGACAGCUGCUCUACACUUGUGUAUUUUCAGCGCGAGGAAGUAUCAGCAGCAGUGAUCACAGAACAAAGAACAUAUUUAUGACUGCUCAGCUCCCUGCUGUGUGUGUUAGCUGUUGGGUGAAGAAGAGGAGUUUGUCUCAAAGCUGAAGGCUGAACACUGACCAGACAUGGAAGCUGUAGCUGGACUGUUGGUGAUGCUACUUGCAGUCUCCCAUGGUGUGGAAACCAAAUGUGAUUUCAGAAAGAAGAAUGGAGCUCAGUGUUACGGAGCUUUGGGAGGAACUGUGGAUCUGCAGCUGAUGGAUCGUGCACCAGAAAGAUUGACCAUUUAUAAGAACACCACAACGAUAUUGGUCUGGACAAAAAAUACAAUUUCUAAAUACAAUAUAAAGGCAGACAAAUACUCCUUUACUCCUAGUGAUGGAAUGCUUAGGAUCUCUAACCUGAAUAGAUCUGACACAGAUGAAUAUAGACUUCAAAUACGUAAUUCAGAUGGAGCUCUUUUAGAUAAUUGGACUCUACGAUUGUCUAUUCAAGCUCCUGUGUCGUCUGUCCGACUGGUCACUGAGUGUAUGUCCCAGGGAGAGAUGAGGGUGUCCUGCUCCGUUGAGGGAGGGGACAGUCCUCAGUACAGCUGGACUCUGGAUGGACACACACUGACAGAAGACAAGCUGCUCUCUGGAAAUCACGAGACUGACAGCAUCACUCUGAGACAGAACGUCGAGGGAGUUCUGGUCUGCUCAGUCAAAAACCACGUCAGUCAUUUCAACGUGAGAAUAUCUACCUGUGGCUUCAUCUUCAUCAACUGCACUGUAUCUAAGAUACGCAUAACAGGGUGGGUGUUUGCAGCCACUAACACACUGUGCGUUGAGCCGACAACAACCCCUACGACCACAGACACUACUGUGGAUCCCUCCCUCAUAUGUGGACUGCAAACAGCUGUGGCAGCUCUGUUGUUCAUUGGGAUCGCCGCCUAUUUUGCUUGGAGGAAAAAUAAAUCCCAGAGAGCUGAGGGCUCUGCCGUGCCACAAGAGAGGGAGGAUCCAGAGACCUCAGUUUAGAUGGUUGAAAAGAGAAGUUCUGCACUUGAACCCAAAACUUCCUCAAAAUGACAUUUUGCAUCGCCUCGCUUGCUGUAAUCUCUCAAGUUUCUUUGUGGGUGUUACAAUAAUUUCUUAUCGUGUCGACAGCUGCUCAAUACUUGUGCAUUUUCAGAGCGAGAAAGAAUCAGCAGCAGUGAUCACAGAACAAAAAACAUAUUUCUGGUAAAUGUGCAAAGGCAUUUUUUAUGUUUUCAGGGUUUUAAGGUCUGAAUAUCUGUUCAUCCUGAAGCGGAAAAUGUUUCCCCGUGCAAAGGGCUUCAUAUACGCUGUGCAACUGAGCGUGAUGCCAUUUGAAAGUGACUGUUUUCCAUGUCAUUUUAUUCAUAUUACUGCAUUAAUUAAAAACAUUGCAUAUCAAGAUUCAGCAGUUUGACUUGAUUUAGAUGUUCUCACCUAAUUGUCUUGCUUUUAGUGUUGUUAAUACGAUUCUUUAAUUUCUUCAUGUAAAUCAACCAUUUUACAGAACACUGGAUUAUCUGAAAAAUUACUCCAAAGAUUCACCAAAACGUUUAGUGUUAAACUGAAAAAAUAUUGAUGACAGAUAACUAUCAUGAAUAUCAUAAUAACAAACAUCUCUUUGGCUCGGCAGCCUGCACAGGUCAAGCACUGAAAAUAAUACUUUUCUCAAAAUUAUUGAGAAUGGAUUGAUUAGCUUGUGUUAAACUGCUGUAACCAAUUUUAAGUACAAAGAACCUCGAUGCAGAACACCGGUCCUCCCCAAAUCUCACUUUGAUGGAAGAAUAUAUAUUUUUUGUCACCACUUAGCUGGUCACUUUCAUUGAGGUUUAAUUUCUUUUCAACAAAUACUUCUUACAAUUGACAAAACUAUAAUUAUCCGACAAAAUGUUUUGUUUUGUCGAAGAAAUACACAACAUGAACCUAUUAGUUGGUUUAACUGUGGAAAAAAUGGCAAUUUUAGCAAAAGUUAAGUAAAAACUUAACAAAAUAAAAGCAUCACCUCACCUGUUAACAAAGUAUGAAGUUAUAUAAAGCUUUUUUAUCGAUGUACCAAGAGGUGAUUAUUAUCAUUGCAUCAAAUCGUCAACAUCACAUUCUAUCAACGGAUAUUCAUCAUAUAGUUACUCAGAUGUUUAAAUUGUGUUUAAGUGGAUCAUAAAACUUGAUUACCAGACAAAACUUUUCAAGAAUGUCCAUCUGUUCUUGUUAUUUACACAACAUAAUGUUUCAUUACAAAAAUUCAAUACACAAAUGAUACAUUUAACAUUUUUUGUGGAAUUAAAAAAAAAAAAACUAUUCUCAUACUUUAUAGUUUAAACUAGUACUCAAAAAUCUGAUCUAUGCCUAAGAAUUAUGCAUAUACUCAUCAUGCAGUGUAACGACCUCCUGCUGGUGGGCUACACUGUGACCUUUGCAUUUGCUAUUUUGUUGAAACAUGGAUGUUUAAGAAAUGUUCUUAAAUCAUUAUAUAUAAAGUGUAAACAGUGUAGGCCGAAUACAUAAACUUAUGACUGAACGUUGGAUACUUGGACUUUUAUGAUUUAGUUUCAGUGCUUCUACUGAAAAUUAUAUAGAUAAAUUACUUGAAAGAGACUAAAGUAAAGCACUUUGUUUCUGACCCGCUGGUAUCAUCCAUAUUGAAGAUGACAAAUCAUGAAGUGUUGUGGCAACAUACGCAGGCUGUGUUCGGAUUUCACUCACAUUAUGUAAUAGUAAAGUUUAGUUUACUCUAAAUUCA